Molecule: messenger RNA, 2171 nt
Organism: Nyctereutes procyonoides (raccoon dog)
Lineage: Eukaryota; Metazoa; Chordata; Mammalia; Carnivora; Canidae
Gene: MGME1
Product: mitochondrial genome maintenance exonuclease 1
Exons: 5
Coding region: 205-1239 (344 amino acids)
Biological process (GO): mitochondrial DNA replication
Cellular component (GO): mitochondrion
Molecular function (GO): single-stranded DNA exodeoxyribonuclease activity
Source: RefSeq, a predicted model, not a curated record
GGCCCGCAAUGGGGCGUGAGCGCCGCAGCGCAUGCCGGGAUCGCCGCCCCUUAGGCGGGGCCUAACUCGAGCUCAGAGCGCGGGACGGAGGAAAGUUGUCGGCGCUCUGGAAGUCGAGCGAAGUGCGGCGGCUUUGAGGAGUGCAAAAAUAAAACGCCUUCGAUAUUGCAAGUAGAUCAGAGGGAAGUGAGAAAGCUUCUAAAGAUGAAGGCGUUUCAGACCAUCUGCAGGCAGCUCAGAAGCUCAAGGUGGUUUUCUCUAGAACCAACCGCCCAUGUGGAUUUCUCCACUUCUUCUUGCGCGUGUAGCCGAAAGAAAAAGGUGAGCCCUUAUGAGGAAGUGGACCAAGGAAAGUACUCCGAUUUAGUACAGUCUGUCUUGUCGUCCAGAGGCCUUGCUCAGACUCCAGAAUCCUUGUUUGAGGAAGAUGAUUUACUGUAUGGCCCUGUGAGUAAGUGUAAGCCCCCAAAGCAAGAUGAGAAAGCAAGAGUUCCAGGAAACUGGUGUCCUCUCUUCAACCCAGAGAGAAUAAAGCUAAAUGCAACAAGUACUCCUACAAUUCCUUUGAAAAUCCCUCUGCAAAGAAAUAAGAUACCAAGUGUAACCAAGAUCCUUCAGCAGACCAUGACAUCGGAACAGAUUUUCUACUUGGAGAGGUGGAAAAAGCGGAUGAUUCUGGAACUGGGAGAAGAUGGCUUUGAAGAAUAUUCCUCAAACAUAUUUUUACAAGGGAAACGGUUCCAUAAAGCCUUGGAAAGCAUACUUUCACCCCAAGGGGACUUGAAAGAGAGAGAUGAGAAUCUUGAAUGUGGAUAUGUUGAAAGUGUUCAGCAUAUUCUGAAAGAUGUCAGUGGAGUGCGAGCUCUGGAAAGUGCUGUUCAACAUGAGACCUUAAAAUAUGUGGGUCUACUGGACUGUGUGGCUGAGUAUCAGGGCAAGCUGUGUGUGAUUGAUUGGAAGACAUCGGAGAAACCGAAACCUUAUAUUCGAAAUACAUUUGACAACCCACUGCAGGUUGUAGCCUAUAUUGGUGCCAUAAAUAAUGAUGCCAACUACAGCUUUCAGGUUCAGUGUGGCUUAAUUGUGGUGGCCUACAAAGAUGGAUCUCCUGCCCACCCACAUUUCAUGGACACUGAGCUCUGUUCCCAGUACUGGGCCAAGUGGCUUCUUCGACUAGAGGAAUAUACACAGAACGAAAAGAACCAGAAUAUUCAGAAACCAGAUCAGGGGACAGAGUGAUGUUUGGGAAGCUCUAUUGCUGUUUACUAUAGAGAUGCCACAGGAUCUGAGAGCUACAAGUGGAAGUAUUUGUUGAAAUGUAUUACAACUAAAAAGUUCGAAAGCCAGAAAAGUUUAGAUCUUAAGGAUUGGACUUGGGCACAGGAAAGAAGCACAAGUAGGCAACGUCUAUCAUUUACCUGGAAAAGGGCAAGCAGGCACUGGUGGCUCUGGGACUCCCCCUUAGAAGUUUCUGUAUCCCAAGCAGGAUGCUCAGUCCUUGAAUUGAGAUUGGAGGGUGGGAGGUUUGGCAUGCAAGGAGUUCCCCAGGGCACCCCAGGAGGGAAGGGUCUGCACACCCCCAGGCUAUGUAUAGAGGGAGAACAUAGGCCAACUCCUUCUGUCAAUGUGGUUUCCUAAAACUAGUUUUAUUAUGUUGAAGUUUUCUAUAUAUUUGGGGAAGGGGGAAAUUUUCAUUUAACAUUUUUGAAAAAAUUCAUUUUUUUCAUAUUUAAUGUGAUUCUUUAGCCUUAAGUAAACAUUGUUCUCUGGAAAAAUGGAGCAUUUUCACGUGGUUGACAAUCCCCUUAGCAUAUCAGUAAAUAACCCCCAAGAGUAGCCAGACCCCAGUCUUGAGAUUCAUAAUUAUGGAUAUUUUAGUAGCUCUAUUCUGGUUUGAGUCCAUGAGCCAUGUACAUAAAGUAAAAGUAUCAUUUGUGAGAUUCUUCAGCUAGGGGGAGCAAUAAUUUUUUGUGUUUUUGGUAAGUAAUAAAAAGUAUUAGUUGUCACUGAGAUGCCCACAAUAAAUCCCCACUAUAGCUUUGGGGAAAGACUCCCUGUUUUAUGGAAUGGGAUAGCAUUUAAGUUACAGUGUGGUCUUAGAAUACUAGGGUGCUACAAUUAAUUUUUUCUUUAAUUAGCUAUUAUAAGAAAUAAAAUACAAGAUGUGAGUA